AGCAAUCUCAGAAACUCUGGCCAAUGCCUAAAUCGUGCAGGGGCAGUUGCCAUAUUAGCAAUCUCAGAAACUCUUAUGGACCUGGCCGCUCUCAGUCUUUUAUCUGGUUUUCAUUAAACAUAGCAUACGUAUCGACAAAUCGCUCGUGAAUAUGACUACACAGUUGACAAUGUACACACUGUUGGACAGCCUACCGUUAGCUAACAGGGCGGAAAAAUCGAUAACGCAGGUUGUGACAGAAAAAUGAUAACGGGAACUCGCGAGCCUUCAAAGUCAUGUAACAGCGUAUUAAAUUAUAUUUGCGCCUUUGAUGUUUACGUUUGAGUUUUAUAUUCCGUAACUGUGAUGUUACAUAUCAGUGUAAUUUAACUGAUAAGUUGCGUUAGCUGAAGCUUAUUUGUAGCCACAAGAAAAAGAAGGGUAAUAAUUUAUCGAUACUAACGUAUACACGGACCAGUGACGCCUCAGGAAACCUAAUUAAAAACAUAUACGUCUAUAUACACAUAUAUUUGUUAUAUAUAUAUAUAUAUAUAAUUGAAAAUACAGACGUUUCGCAUUACCGGCGAUACAAUCGUAUCGAUAGCGGAGAACUGAACCUAUUUUCUGGAUCCGUGUGCUUCAUCGGUGCACGUGCUAAAGAUCAAACGAUUUCACAAUGUGUCAAAAAAUGUCGCCUAUCAAUUGCUGCGUCGUUUAACACCCCGAAAACACUUGUUAUCUCUUAUGGAAUUUCGAUGUAAACAAAUUAAAUCUUUGUUUUAUUGUUGUUAAUACUAUUGCUCUGGAUCAAUCGUGUAUGAGAUAUAUCGCCAGUUUUUAAAAUCUGUCGAUAUCGAAUCAAUAAUGAAUUCUUGCAAAAAGAACAAUGAGAAUGCUUUGGCAAAAGUUCUGGAUCUGUUUCUUCUGCCGGACUACAACAUCAUCUCGACAACUUAUCUAGAUCAUUUGCUAAGCCAUAUUGCGGAGAACACAAAAGAAUGUUCUACAGUUGAUUACGAAUAUUGCGAGGUCUUCCAAAAAUGGAUACCAAAAGCUUUAGGAGUAUGGGAAUGUGGACAGAAGGCUUCUCAGCCUGUGGUGGCGUUUACACUGAAACUUGUGGGCAUUAUCUCGCGCCAUGAACUACGCUAUCAUUACUGGCAGUGUCAAGAUGUGUAUAACAGAUUGUGUACAAUUUUGCAAUUGCGUAGAGAUGACUUACCAGCAUCUUGUAAAAUGGCGUAUACAACAAUGCUAUCCGACUUGAUAGCUCAUAGAAGUGGCAGACAAUGGGUGAUAACAUCUGGUGUGUGGAAAGAUGUUAUGAAAGGUGCACAAAGUAAUCACACAAUAUAUGUUACGAGAGAGAGCCAGAAAUUUCUUUGCACACUGCUGCUUCACGAGCACAAAAAUAUCGAGGCCUGCAAGGAGAUUAUUCUGGCAAUUGCCGCUCCCUUAAUGAACAACACAGUGAACUCGCAAGUGCAAACCACUCGAGAGGACAUUUAUUUGGAACAAAACAAACUGCUGUGCUCCACUCUGGACCUGCUGAUCAGCAUUCUGGAGAAUACGUUAUUUGCGAAUCUGGACAACAACAUUCCUGUGAUGCUUGAGGAACUUGUCGGCCUCGAGUUGCGAGUAAAAGCGAUAUUUCAAGCCUGCAUCAGCACCAAAUUUUUGCAGCCUGUGCACAAGUUGGUGUUGCUGUCGUUAUUCACGAAAUUGAAGCAGGGUAUCAAAGAAGACACUAAUGUAUUGGACAAAGAUGCGUUUCAACAGUUUUCCCAUGGUCUAUGCUACAUCUCUAUGAUGUUACUGUCGAAGAAAUAUAUCAUAGAGCUGGUGAGAAACAACAAGUACGGAAUGGUGUACUGGAAGAAGCUGCUCGCGUUGCGGGAAUUCGUUUUGCUAGAACAGCACAAAUACGAGCAUCAAGCCAUCGCGCUAAUGAUAUUGCCAUUGUGCAUGUGUAUAAAAAAGAAUCAUCUGAAUCACGAUCUUUUCGAUAUGUUCUGUAAUAAAAUUUUUGACGUAACGUCCACGCCUGUGCAAAGACUGGCUUACUACAUGAGAGACACUAUACGGAAAGAAGAUCUUCCGAUGGAACAGAUUUGCAAAGUGUCUAUUGAUCUUCUUCUUGAAAUAACCGACAUAAUGGAUAGAGAUGUAGCGGUGAUCACUUUUCAAGCUUUGUGUCAUGUUCUGAAGAGUUAUAUGCCUGCCAGCAUGUGUGGGGGAGAAACGAAGAAUCGCGCAUCGUCAGACACGAGCAACAAUUCGUCGGAACACCAGCGAAAGUUCGGGUAUAAGUCGAUACUGGAGGGUGAUCCGUUAGUCGACUAUCCCGUUCUGCUGGCCUCGCUGCUCGACGGAUUGGCUGUCAUGACAGAGAAGUUUAAACUGAAAUGGCAGGAAUGCGUGGAGACGAUAUGCGUGUUAUCGCUCGCACAAGAGAUUCUCAAUCAUUCUGGGAUUUUGCCAACGAUUUGCGUGAAAGCGUUGAAGCUGUGCAAGCUCGCCAUUCAUAACUUCAUGCCGCCGAAUUUGGCGCUACUCGUGGAUUCCGAUAGCAACAUGAACGAGAUAGGACCUACACUUUACAAGAGGCUACACGAUCCUAACUGGGAAGUGAGAGACAGCGUUCUCGAAGUUCUCAACACGAUCGCAACCAUUUCCGAAGACAAAUAUCCGGCUUUCCAAGACUUACUGUUGGUCGAUCAAUUUCCGAAGGUAACGCUCGAAAUUGCCAAAAUGGAUGGCGAGAGUUACGUGCGAUCGUCAGCGUUAACGUUCAUCGCCACUAUUGUGCGCAUCAAUAAAAUAUGGGAGCAGCAGUUAUCGCAGAUGGAUUUAACCGAAACGGCGAUACAUAUAAUCGAGAACGAGAGCGAGGCAAUAGUCAGAAGAGAAGCUGUGAACUUAAUCAAAGAGUUAUACGUUCAUCGGAAGUGGUCGAAAGAAAUAAUCGAUUCGAUGCUGCGAGCGAUGUCCGUAGCGGCCGUGUUUGAUCUUCACUGGGAAGUGAAGACGAACGCGUUGUCUUUUUGGGAUCACUUCGUUAAAUCACAUUUGACAGAUCAGGGCAUGCUCGACGACUCAUUUCCAAACGUGACUUUUUCCAAGGAACAUAGAAAGAUUGUUGCGUUGAACGAAACGGAGAUAAAACGAAGAUUGAAUAAAGCGCUCGAUGAACUUGCGAGACAAAAUUGUCUAGGCGUACUUUUGGUCACUCUGAAGGACGACAGUGACUUCGAGGUGUGCAAAACGUCCGCCGCUAUUAUCAAAAAAUUAAAAUCCUGCUUGCUUAAGUACAAAUUGGACGAACCACUAUCGCCGGCGGAGAACAACGCUACGAUAGACACUGUUUAUGUUAAGGAGACACCGGCAGUUUCUUCACCUGAUGUUAGCAAAAAACUGCCUAGCGCUCCUGACGUUAUCGAGGAGAUCGUCGAUGCGAACGACGCCAACUUGUUAGCGACCAUCUACGAGAACUCCAUGAAUGUAGACGAGACACCGAAUGAGGAAGCAAAGAAGAUGCUGACGUACAUCUCGUCCGUAACGCGGCAGGAGUUUCUCCGCGCGAUCUUCAAUUGCGACAUCGACGCUUUCAUCGAGGAGAAGAAUCGCUGGCUGAAAACGUACACCAGCAGUUUCGACUCGAUCCUCGACGACAUAUUGACGCUGUACGAGAAGAAAGACGUCAACUCGAUGGAUUGCUACUAAAGUUACAAUUUUCCAAAGCAAUGUUGUAUAUGUUUCAAGUGUAAUUUUUACGUGUAAUUUCAAUUCUUUUUUUUUUUUAUGUUGCAAAGUCACCGAAAGGUGACGUGUAAAUUGUAUAAACACAACUAGAAUAUACACAGGGUUGAUAACAUA
This is a messenger RNA of Pseudomyrmex gracilis, 3855 nucleotides long. RefSeq lists its product as uncharacterized. The coding region runs from base 844 to 3702 and encodes 952 amino acids. Gene Ontology annotation, cellular component: nucleus. Gene Ontology annotation, biological process: DNA damage response; positive regulation of protein phosphorylation; cell population proliferation. The transcript has 11 exons. The record is from RefSeq and is a predicted model, not a curated record. Gene Ontology annotation, molecular function: protein binding. NCBI's taxonomy places the organism in Eukaryota, Metazoa, Arthropoda, Insecta, Hymenoptera, Formicidae.